AUGAAUGACUGUCUUUCAGAGUUCACUGUCACCCUGCCUGAUACCACAGAAGGAGUCCAUGCUGUAGACACUCCAUUAGAAAAGGAUAAAGUGAGAAUUCCUUUCGGGAUAUCGGAGCUGAGAGAUUCUCUGAAUGGGAGGAUUCCAAGGCUUUGGGCCCAUGACUAUAACAGAGAUGUGUUCUCCAUUUCCAGCUUUGUCAUCAACCUCGGCCAGGACCAUGACACCAUUGGAUGUCACUUUGAUGCACGCUUCAACAGAUUUAAUGAUAGGAACAUCGCUGUCUGCAAUUAUAAGAAGGAGGAUGGAUGGGGUAAUGAACAAAAGGAUAGCAAUUUCCCCUUUCAACCAGGAACCCUGACCAAGGUUUCCCUCUACUUUGAAAAGAGUGCCUUUCGUGUGAUACUCCCCAAUGGCCAUGAGAUCCAAUUCCCAAAUCGCCUCAACUUAGACACAAUUAAUCUCCUGGAAGUUAAGGCUGACAUAGAGCUAAAAUCUUUGACAUUCAAAUGA
Gracilinanus agilis (Agile Gracile Mouse Opossum) is the source of this 513-nucleotide messenger RNA. RefSeq names its product galectin-1-like. Bases 1 to 513 code for a protein of 170 amino acids. NCBI's taxonomy places the organism in Eukaryota, Metazoa, Chordata, Mammalia, Didelphimorphia, Didelphidae. Gene Ontology annotation, molecular function: carbohydrate binding; laminin binding. The record is from RefSeq and is a predicted model, not a curated record. The transcript has 3 exons.